GUCAUCGAGUACAGUGGCGAUUGUUUUGGCGAAGAACGACGUAGAUGUAACUGCCACCGAAUGGGAAGAACUAAGGAUAUAUCACCGCUCACUAUACUAUGAACGAUGUAUACCGAACUUGCUGCUCUCCGUUUACAAAGGAUGCUAACAAUCUACAUUCACAGUGCACAUACUUGGGAAGUAACAAGGAUGAGGAGUACUAGAUAUUCCGGGAAGACCAACCAAGAAGCAGAGGUUUAUCCUUCAAAUCCAGCUUCUCCCAUUUGUCCUUUGCCACAUAUCCACUGGCUGAACGAUAGGCGAUUUCCUCCGUCCACUCCACCCAUAAGAUCUUGUACCCUUCCGAAAUCUUAAUAGGGCUAGUGUAUCAUGCCUCGGGUUGGUGAAACGUCUUUUCAUGCACUGUGGAUCGAGAAACAGAAACCAAAUCAGUAGGGUUUUCUUU
Aspergillus pseudotamarii is the source of this 445-nucleotide messenger RNA. RefSeq lists its product as uncharacterized. The coding region runs from base 106 to 354 and encodes 82 amino acids. The record is from RefSeq and is a predicted model, not a curated record. NCBI's taxonomy places the organism in Eukaryota, Fungi, Ascomycota, Eurotiomycetes, Eurotiales, Aspergillaceae. The transcript has a single exon.